This is a messenger RNA of Phoenix dactylifera (date palm), 1338 nucleotides long. RefSeq names its product RING-H2 finger protein ATL74-like. The record is from RefSeq and is a predicted model, not a curated record. NCBI's taxonomy places the organism in Eukaryota, Viridiplantae, Streptophyta, Magnoliopsida, Arecales, Arecaceae.
GAUUGAAAGACAAAUAUUUUCUUUAUCCAUUUUAAUUACUUUGCAAACCGGUCCAUCUUUCUUCUCCUCCUAUCAAAAAGAAGAAGAAGAAGAAGAAAAAAAAUCCAUCUUCGCUUUCCCGUGAUGUCCAUAUCCGAGACUCCUUCGCAUUAAAUAAAACAGUGCAAGAGAUUAACCAGAACGAGACAAAAUACUGACUUAAGGAAAUUACGGAUCAAGAUGACGAACGGCCUGCCAUCCCAUCCCCUUCUCGAUCUCUCCGCCAUCUUCCUACUCGCUACUUCCUCCCCCCAUCAUCAUUCAUCACCCACUCCUCUUCACCAAUUCCUCCCCCAUCAUCAUUCAUCACCCACUCCUCUUCGCCAAUCCAUUCGUCAACUCAGCGCUCCUCCGCCAAUCCGCAGAGACCGUCCGAAAGAACUCCUCCCUCCUGUUUUCCUCAGCCAAGAAUCUUGUCUGAAUUUGGCUUUUAUCUUAUCCGAAAUCAUUCACCUGGCUCGAAGUCUUCGUCUUAUAUCUGCAUGCCGAGAAGAAAUCCAGUGGAAAUUUGGAUGCAUGUGGGAGGAGAUCGGAAACAUGCGUUGCCGGGUUUCUGAUUGCACCAAUACCAUCCAGGAAGCUGCAGAAGCCUAACAGGAGUGGAUAGAAGAAAGGCCGCUGGAAUGACCAACAGGCUUCUCGGCAUCGCGGCGCAGAUCACGUUGAUGGCAAUCGUGGUCUCCGUCGUGCUGCUCUUCGUGGGCAUCGGAAUUCUGGUGCUGAUCCACGUCUGCGUCCUCGGGAGGGCGUUCCGAGGAGGCCACGGCGCUGCCGCGAGAGCCGACGGGAGCAACGAGGUGAGCAGUGGCCUGUCCGCGGACGACUUGGAGAAGCUCCCUUGCUAUGAUUUCAAGGCCGGGGACAAGGGAAGCGGCCCGAUUGAUUGCGCCGUGUGCUUGGAGAGCUUUAAGAUGGGGGAUCGGUGCAGGCUGCUGCCUGCUUGUAAGCAUAGCUUUCAUGCCCGGUGCGUGGAUACUUGGCUGUUGAGGUCCCCGGUCUGCCCGAUUUGCCGGGCCAGCGCCGAUCACCGGAAGGGCUGUGAGGCUUCGUGCGAGAGCGGAGUGGUAAUGGUGAGGAUUCCAUUGCCUGUCCAUGCCUCGACUUCGGAAUAGAUGUUUGAGAGGUUGAUGGAUGAUAAAGAUCGAUACCUUUUGGUUUUUAUACUUGAUUAGUAGAACGUUUGAUUUCUGAAAGCAUGUUAAUUACCCGUUAGUUUUCGAUAAUUGUCUAAUAUGAUCAUGUGAUUAUGAGAAAUCCUUUAUCGAAUUCUAAGGUCUUUUUUAUCCUGAUUGCUGGAAA